Molecule: messenger RNA, 1188 nt
Organism: Meleagris gallopavo (turkey)
Lineage: Eukaryota; Metazoa; Chordata; Aves; Galliformes; Phasianidae
Source: RefSeq, a predicted model, not a curated record
AUGACUGCAGAGAUCCCGCAGUGCGCCGGCUGCAGCCAGCACAUCCUGGACAAAUUCAUCCUCAAGGUGCUGGACCGCCACUGGCACAGCUCGUGCCUCAAGUGCGCCGACUGCCAGAUGCAGCUGGCCGAGCGCUGCUUCGCCCGUGCCGGCAGCGUCUAUUGCAAGGAAGACUUCUUCAAGCGCUUCGGGACCAAAUGCACGGCGUGCCAGCAGGGCAUCCCCCCCACGCAGGUGGUGCGCAAAGCUCAGGACUUCGUCUACCACCUGCACUGCUUCGCCUGCAUCAUCUGCAGCAGGCAGCUGGCCACCGGAGACGAGUUCUACCUGAUGGAGGACGGGAGGUUGGUGUGCAAGGAGGACUACGAGACUGCCAAGCAGAAUGAUGACUCCGAGGCGGGGGCUAAGCGGCCCCGCACCACCAUCACGGCCAAGCAGCUGGAGACACUGAAGAAUGCGUACAAGAACUCGCCCAAGCCUGCCCGGCACGUGCGGGAGCAGCUCUCCUCUGAGACGGGGCUGGACAUGAGGGUGGUGCAGGUGUGGUUCCAGAACCGUCGGGCCAAGGAGAAGAGGCUGAAGAAGGACGCGGGACGGCACCGCUGGGGCCAGUUCUACAAGAGCGUCAAGCGGAGCCGCGGGGCCGGCAAGCUGGAGAAGGAGAGCUCAGCUGAAGACUGCGGGGUCAGCGACAGCGAGCUCAGCUUCCGCGACGAUCAGAUCCUCUCCGAACUCAGCCACACCAACCGGGUUUACGGCAGCGUUGGCGACGUGGCAGGAGGACAGUUGCUGAAUGGUGGUUUCGCCAUGGACGGGACGGGGCAGCCGUACCAGGACUUGCGGGACGGCAGCCCCUACGGGCUCCCCCAGUCGCCGUCGUCCAUCUCGUCGCUGCCGUCCCACCCGCCCUUGCUCAAUGGGUUGGACUACGCCAUGGACAGCAGCAUGGGGCUGGGGGCGCAGGGGGUGAGUCAGACACUGCGUGCCAUGGCCGGGGGGCCCACCUCCGACAUCUCCACGGGGAGCAGCGUCGGGUACCCAGACUUUCCCACCAGCCCGGCCUCCUGGCUGGACGACAUGGAUCACCCCCCUUUCUAAGCGCCGCUCGCCCCCCGCCCCGGCUCCCUGCGUGCUCCCCCAGCCCGCAAGCGCAGCGCCGGAGAUGCGAGAUGGUGCCAGGAUUUCCCG